Molecule: messenger RNA, 2204 nt
Organism: Schizosaccharomyces octosporus yFS286
Lineage: Eukaryota; Fungi; Ascomycota; Schizosaccharomycetes; Schizosaccharomycetales; Schizosaccharomycetaceae
Exons: 1
Coding region: 140-2050 (636 amino acids)
Source: RefSeq, a predicted model, not a curated record
UAGUCAACUCUUAGUAAUUUAGUUUCAAAGUAUGUUUUCACCCACAUUCAGUUGUAUUUCAUAACGUUACACCCAGCUUACAUCGCAGUGAUCAGUACUUCUAUAAUUCCUUCCUUUCAUUGAGGAUGUAUAGUUUUUAAUGGUAUUAAUUAUAUUAAGCAGGAAUAAGAACAAUUUGUUAAAAGCGUCGAAAUCAUUCAUUUCUGAAUGUAUUUCAACAAGUCAUGCUUGCAAUAAUGUUCAUCAAAAGGCAUUCAGCUAUGUAGGAUUUCGAAGAGGGAGUGUCAGGCCCAUAUAUGAAUCUCGAUGGAUUCUAACUAAUUUGAUGUUACAGAAACAUUUUGUGAAAAAUAAGGUCGUUGUUAGGUCAUUUGUCGAUGUUCCCGAGAAUCGAAGUAUAAGCUAUGCCAAUUUGGAGCUAUCCGUUUCGAGGCUAUAUAAUGAUUGUAACUCUUCUUUAUUCCCUUUUUAUACUUUAUACGAACCUAAUGAAUCUCUAUAUCUACGCUUAAUAGAUUCCUUCUCAGAAAACCAGUUAACAUUCGUUCUUUUGCAGUCAGAAUUCGAAGAAGAGGCGAGAAUUAUCUUUGAAUAUCUACAAAGAGUUAUAUGUCUAGAUCCCGUCUACUCUCGUUCUUACAGGAUUACCGAAAGCAUAUCUGCUUGUCUAUUUGAAUGUUGUAAAAUAUUGACAGAAAAAAAUCAUCUUGAUUUGAGAAAGUCUAUUCAUGCAUACAUCAAUUCUCUUUUAUUUAUCUCAUACGAUCGCUCCUUUUCUGCUGUUUAUUGGCAGCAGGGAUCACAGUUUCAACAGUUUUUAGGUCUCUUGAAAGACUCUGCAGCUUCUGCUAACCAGCCCCAUCCACGCCUUUUUAAAAGCAUUGAAUUAUUCUUUUACUCUAUAUUCCGGACUUAUGCGCUACAUAAGGGGUUCAUUCCUUUAGCUAAUAGAAUCGACCAGUACUUACCAAAAAACAUGCGAAUAAAACAAGGUGAGUUAGCAAUGGCAGAGAUUUCCAGAAUGCGGUCUUCUAAGCCUUUGCUUUCUGUUUCACUUGAGCAUUUUUCAGAGUCUCUUUUACUUUCUGCUCUCUACAGCGGGAAUAAUCGAGCUCUCAAUGAGUGGCAGACUAGAGCUUUGAAAGAAGGAAAGGAAGUAGAUGUUAAUAUACUUAAUAUACUUUUAAAAAGGGAGCCUAAAACGUCAAAUCUGGAAGAUACAUUUUCGUUAUUCAUGCUUUCUAUAAAAAAAGUUACCGAUACUAGUUCGCUUCUUGAGGCUAAAGCAACCCUGUUAUGGAAGUUACUCCAAGAUAAUAAGUUACAUGAAUUUCAUGUCGUUCUCUCUACUGUUCCAAACUUCCAGUCGUUACUUGAAAAACGAAAUUAUGGGAUUUUGUUUCCCAUUCUAGAAUACAUUAUUUCCACAAAAGAUUUUGACCUUUUUCAAAAGCUUGACCAUUCCCUUUUUAAUUAUGGACGGGUUAUAUCAGAAGAGUUGUACAUAAAAUUGUUGAAAUGCUAUGGCCAGAUGCCGGAAGACGUGAAAUUCUACAGACUUUUCAGAGCGUUUCUGGAGAAAAACCCUGUAUUAAAUGAAAGUCAAAAGCGUUAUCUUAAUAGCAUCUUACUAGAGAGUUGCCAUUCCCAGCGUUCCUGGGUACUUUACCAGGAAUAUCCGGAUACUUUGAGGCCGAGCAAUCUAAUAUUGUUUUUUUGCUAUUGUUUUAGGAAGAAAGGGUAUAAAUGGAUUGAAAAAUAUUUAAUUAAUACUGAGUACCCCAAAGAUGACUUAAAAAAUAGCGUGAUCACGAACCCAAAUGCUUCAAAAACGCUUUUCAAAGCUAUGUGUUCCAAAUAUAAUUCAAGCCGAGCGAUAGAUUUUCUGAAAAUGUGUUUUGCCGAUGGACCGUACCUUUCAACAUUAUUACAGGAAAUUCUACAUCAUGCUCAACUUGAGAAGAAUCACGAUAACGUGCACUGGUUAAAGUCUCAAAAAGUCCUCAAUUAUCCAGAGGAAGGGAAACAUGAAGCAUGUUUUAUUACAUAGAUACCUUACAAAACUUUUUGGUCAAGUGCGAAUUGUCAUUCUCGUGAAAACUAGUUUUUUUUUUUUUUUUUAAUAUUAUUAAUUAUCUUUUACAAGUAUUCUACAUUUUAACUUUGUGCACCGAGAUAUCAUUCAGGCAUAACUUAGAUAUGCU